This is a messenger RNA of Penicillium digitatum Pd1, 990 nucleotides long. RefSeq lists its product as uncharacterized. Gene Ontology annotation, cellular component: cytoplasm. The record is from RefSeq and is a predicted model, not a curated record. Lineage: Eukaryota; Fungi; Ascomycota; Eurotiomycetes; Eurotiales; Aspergillaceae.
AUGACUGACUCAACCCUUUACCUCUACACUUCCCUGACCGCGGGGUCAUCACACAUCGUCACUGCGACCUCCCGAAUUGAGACUAUCCUCAAAGCGAAUAAGAUACCCUUCCGCGCCAUUGAUGUCGCUACCGACGAAGCUGCCCGGAAGCUCUGGGGCCGACGCUCCAAGGGCAAGAAGCUCCCAGGGUUGGUGAAGUAUGGCGACCUUGUGGGAGAUCUAGAAGAGAUCGAAGAAUGGAACGAAUUCGGCGAAUUACGUAUGGUAGUAAAUAGCGUGCAGGACCUGGGGGGGAUGCCCGCCACCAGCUACCCUACCCCAGCAACCGAGAUCAAAGUCGACCCGACACCUGCCACCCCCAAUCCCCCCACGUUCAAUAUCCAAACCCCUCCCGUUACCAAGCCCGAAGACAAGAAGGAUGACACAGCGGUGGUAGCUCUGCGCCAGGCUAGCUCGGAGGCUGCAUCUAAGGCGAAGGCCAAGAUAGAAGAUAAGAAAGAGCUCAAGGAACAGACUACAGAGGUACCCAUCGCCAGCCAUGCGCACCGUGGCUCAGUGGCCCCCGAAUUGCCCGAGACCCCUUCGGAUUCAUCCAAGUCCACGAAACGCCCGACCCUAGUUCCCGAACAAGCGGCCGUAUCAUCGGCAAACUUCCACGCAGAUAAUGCCGAGGUACUCGGGUUGGUUGGACAUCACCGCGGAUCCAAGGUGUCGACGCUCGAUAAUGCGGAUCAAAAGAAGGUGGUGCAUGAGAUCAGAAAAUCUAUCUUUGCGGAGCCUAUGAGCAAUAUUGAUGCUCUGCGCAAAGAGGCUACGGAGAGGGCGAAGUUUGAGCUGAUGAAGGAGGCGCCGAGUCCGAUGAUUACCCGUGUGGUCGUGAAGAAAAAGGAAGAGCUUCUGGAACCCAACGAGCCUAUGGGCAAUGCUAUCGCUGAAAUGCUUGCGAGGCCUAUGGUGCCGCGAGGGUUCGGGCUAGAGCCUAGGAAAUAG